AAAUGCCGGUUAUCAGCAUUAUUCUCCUCACGAGCUGUCACGCUGACAGCUCCAGAGGAGAGCUGCACUGAUGAUCAGUGUGCCCUGAUGAUCUGUGUAGCCCCAGCAGUGCCACCUGUUAGUGUCCAUCAGUGCCAUGUGUCAGUGCUCAUCCAUGCCACCUGCCAGUGCCCAUCAGUGCCACAUCAGUGCCACAUUUCAGUGCCUACCAGUGCACAUCAAUGCCACACAUCAGUGCCCAUCUGAGCUGCCUUUCAGUGUCACCCAUCAGUGCCAGUCAGUGCCACCUAUCAAUGCCAGUCAGUG
Molecule: messenger RNA, 306 nt
Organism: Staurois parvus
Lineage: Eukaryota; Metazoa; Chordata; Amphibia; Anura; Ranidae
Source: the annotation of a GenBank genome assembly